ACAGGUAUAUCUGUCAGCAUCUCCACCUUCAGUCUGGUGGCCAUUGCUAUUGAAAGAUACAGUGCUAUUUGCAACCCACUGAAGUCAAGAGCAUGGCAGACCCGUUCUCAUGCCUAUAAGGUCAUCGCUGCCACAUGGGUCCUCUCUGUAGCUAUUAUGGUGCCCUAUCCUGUGUUCAGUAUACUGGUGCCAUUCAACAAGAACAACAUCACAGCUCACAUGUGCAGACUUGAAUGGCCCAUCAGCCAAGUGGAACAGACAUGGUACGUCUUGUUGCUGUCCAUUCUGUUCUUCAUCCCAGGAGUGGUGAUGAUAAUUGCCUACGGUCUCAUAUCCAGAGAACUUUACAGAGGGAUUCAAUUUGAGCUGGAGCAGAAAAAAGACUCCAGUGGUGUAAAGAAUGGGUUGAAUGGUGGAUUGUCAUCUUGCCAUGAUGAGAGCGAUGGAUGUUAUAUACAGGUCUCAAAGAAACCUCCCGCUAUGGAACUUUCAGCUUUGACCACCUCAGGCACAGUCAAGACAGACCGUCCACGAAGCAACACCUCAGAGGCCAAACUCAUUGCCAAAAAACGAGUGAUCCGAAUGCUGAUCAUUAUAGUUGCCAUGUUCUUUGUAUGUUGGAUGCCUCUAUACUCUGCCAACACCUGGAAGGCUUUCGACCAAAUAUCUGCUCAGCGUGCACUUUCUGGAGCUCCCAUCUCCUUCAUUCAGCUGCUCUCCUAUACCUCAGCCUGCGUUAACCCAAUCAUCUACUGCUUCAUGAACACCCGCUUCCGAAAGGCUCUCUUGGCUACCUUCGGGUGUUGCAGGCGGCCGUGCCACAAUCACAGGAAGAGGAGGGAAGGUGAUGAUGAGAUCACUGGGGUCACAGGGGCGUCCAUAUCCAAGUUCAGUUAUACAACUGUUAGCACGGUAGGGCCAUGUUAGCAUUGCGGGUGUUUCCAAUUUGAUCCAAGAGCCAUGUGUUUGUCAUGUAUUGCUCGUUUAGGAGUUCAGAUUACCGGUUCUUCUUUUCAUGGUGUCCACAUUCUUUGUUCAAUGUGUCAGUGUUUAUUUGGAAAAGAAUACCUCAAUUGUUUGUUCUUUCUGCCUAAUUCUGUGUGUCAGUGGUCUUUCUUUGGUUGUGUACAAGGGAUGUACAAAAAUGAAGCUUUAUUUUUUGUGCGGUAAAUAUUAGAGGACUUUUCAAAAGAUGAUCUUAAUAAUGCAUGGUAAGUGUCAAUAGAGAAAUACCAUAGAAAUAUUCUUAUAUCUUUGAUGUUAUUGAACCAAAUACUGCACGUUGCAUGAUCAAACAAAACAGCCCUCUGGUAGAUAGCUGGCUACAAAAUGGUACAGUUGGUCUUUUUUGGUCUACAUGAAUGUUGUGUUUUUUUCUUGUUGGUUCUUUGUUUUGUUUGAGCUCUUUAACAGAAUCCUUGUCUUGAUGAGCUUCAGUUACAUCACCGAGAGUUUAUUUCCUCAUAAUAACAGCAUUAGAGGUCUUGUAGGAAACAAUGUUUAAUGCUCCUCCUUUUUUGAUGCACAUGUUCUACAAGUUAUCUUACACAAAGAUCUAUCAGGGGAGCAAGGGAGUUCAGUCAUCAACAACCUCUUGCAAAUCUUCACCCCAGCUGAUGUGACGAAAUGGUCAACACUGCCAUGUUAUUGUACAAGAAUUUUUAAAAUACUCCUAGACACCUUGACACUGGGAAAUAUUGAAAGAAAAAGAAAGGAAUAAAGUGUAAAGAGAACUUGAAGAUGAAGAUGUGAUUGCCUGACAAAACCACAACCUGAAAAAAGAAAGCAAGUCUGUGUAAAAUUGCAGUUGCUCUAAUUGAUUUUUUACCUUAUUCCUGAGGCUGAUGAGACACCUGGGAUAUUCAGCAUCUUGUCUGGCCCCAAUGAAGCCUCUCUGAAUAUAUGAAAGGAGAGCUAAGCUCUUGUUUGGGCUGAAUUUAAUUUAUUCAGCAGUUCAUGCUAAACAUGAAAGCCGGAUCUGCACAGUGAAACCAAGCAUAAGAUGUUUGGGUGCUUAUGACUAGUUUAUCACAGGGCUGCUGACACAUGUAUAAAAUAUGGUCAUACAAGUAUCCACUUGAAGAGUUCAGAUGCAAAACCCUCUAAAUCCAUCAGACCUCAUAUUUUGUAAAUGAGCAUUUUCUAUCAGGCUCUU
This is a messenger RNA of Danio aesculapii, 2155 nucleotides long. Its product is annotated as cholecystokinin receptor-like. Gene Ontology annotation, biological process: neuropeptide signaling pathway. Gene Ontology annotation, molecular function: gastrin receptor activity; neuropeptide receptor activity. The record is from RefSeq and is a predicted model, not a curated record. Gene Ontology annotation, cellular component: membrane. Lineage: Eukaryota; Metazoa; Chordata; Actinopteri; Cypriniformes; Danionidae.